AUGACUUAUAUAUCGUCGGUGUCGAGCAGUUACUCUCUCAAGCCUGGCCAAACAGAACGUAUCGCCAUUGUCUACAAGACAUGCGACACAAAGCAUGACACGCUCCACGGCAUGAUCAAUGACGAUGAAUACACCGAUCUCAACCUCGGCACCCGAUUCCGCCUGGCGCUCUCCCUCGCCGAGUGCAUAUUCCACCUGCAUCUCACCGGCUGGCUCCACAAGGGCCUCCGGAGCUCCAACGUCAUUAUCCGCGGCGACGCCUCCCAGAGCGCCGACGAUACAAAAGCCCUACGGGCAUACCUCGCCGGAUUCGACACCGCACGACUCGACGCCGACCCCGAACGCUCCGAGAAGAACGAAACCGACGCCCAUUCCGACCUCUACCACCAUCCGCGGUACCAAUCCUCAACCAGGGACGAAAACAGGUACACCCGCCAGUACGACAUCUACAGCCUUGGGAUGCUCCUGCUGGAGCUUGGGUCGUGGCAGCUGAUCGAGAACGGUGGGUCGUACAAGCCGAAGGGACACAACCCAGUGCGGUUUCUCAACAGGCUGCUCAAGGGACCUGUGCAGAGCCUGCGCUUUACGAUGGGCAAUGCGUAUCAGAGAGCAGUCCUGUGGUGCCUCCAGGGGCAGUUUGAGAAGAACGGCGGUGGGCAGGGCUUUGGCUCGCUGACGGACUCGGAGAUGUCGACCGUGUUCUGGGAGAAGGUUGUGCUGGAGUUGGUCAAGAGCUCAGUUGAAGAGUAG
Morchella sextelata is the source of this 750-nucleotide messenger RNA. RefSeq lists its product as uncharacterized. Lineage: Eukaryota; Fungi; Ascomycota; Pezizomycetes; Pezizales; Morchellaceae. Gene Ontology annotation, biological process: protein phosphorylation. The record is from RefSeq and is a predicted model, not a curated record. The coding region runs from base 1 to 750 and encodes 249 amino acids. Gene Ontology annotation, molecular function: ATP binding; protein kinase activity. The transcript has a single exon.